Molecule: messenger RNA, 1539 nt
Organism: Parathielavia appendiculata
Lineage: Eukaryota; Fungi; Ascomycota; Sordariomycetes; Sordariales; Chaetomiaceae
Product: phosphoglycerate kinase
Exons: 3
Coding region: 264-1520 (418 amino acids)
Biological process (GO): glycolytic process; gluconeogenesis
Cellular component (GO): cytosol
Molecular function (GO): ADP binding; ATP binding; phosphoglycerate kinase activity
Source: RefSeq, a predicted model, not a curated record
GAUUCUUUGGUGUUCGAAUUGUCAUUUGCAUCCGGGGUCAGCCAACCAUGGGUCGACGUCACAGCUUCAGCUCGUCGACUCCACUGAGGUUUAUUACCCCUCUACCCCUCCAUCCCAACAGGGUCAGCUCAGCUCAUUCAGUUGCGUCUUUUUACCUGACCUGAGGCACCGGUGACAUAAAACAUACAAUAACCCGGACUCUUCCCCGUGCGUCCAGACUAGCAGCUUCUGGCCGCAACCAAUUUCUUAGUCGAAUUGCCAACAUGUCUCUGGCCAACAAGCUCUCCAUCGAGGACGUGGACCUCAAGGGCAAGCGCGUCCUGAUCCGCGUCGACUUCAACGUCCCUCUCGACGCCGACAAGAAGGUCACCAACCCGCAACGCAUCGUCGGCGCCGUCCCCACCAUCAAGUACGCCAUCGACAAUGGCGCCAAGGCCGUCGUGCUCAUGUCCCACCUCGGCCGUCCGGACGGCAAGGUCAACCCCAAGUACUCGCUGAAGCCGGUCGUGCCCGAGCUCGAGAAGCUGCUGGGAAAGAGCGUGACCUUCGCCCCGGACUGCGUCGGUCCUGAAGUCGAGGAGAUUGUCAACAAGACCGACAACGGCGAGGUUGUGCUCCUCGAAAACCUGCGCUUCCACAUUGAGGAGGAGGGCAAGGGCACCGAUGCCGAUGGGAACAAAGUCAAGGCCGAUAAGGCCAAGGUGGACGAGUUCCGCAAGGGGCUGACCAAGCUUGGUGACAUCUACAUCAACGACGCCUUCGGCACGGCCCACCGCGCCCAUUCGUCGAUGGUAGGCGUCGACCUCUCGCAAAAGGCGGCCGGCUUCCUCAUGAAGAAGGAGCUCGACUACUUCGCGCAGGCGCUCGAGUCGCCCAAGCGGCCGUUCCUGGCCAUCCUGGGCGGCGCCAAGGUGUCGGACAAGAUCCAGCUGAUUGACAACCUGCUGGACAAGGUCGACACGCUCGUCAUCUGCGGCGGCAUGGCCUUCACCUUCAAGAAGACGCUCUACAACGUGUCGAUCGGCACCUCGCUCUUCGACGAGGCUGGCGCCAAGACGGUCGGCGACCUGAUGAAGAAGGCCGAGAAGAAUGGCGUCAAGGUGGUGCUGCCCGUCGACUACAUCACGGCCGACAAGUUCGACAAGGACGCCAACACGGGCAAAGCCACCGACGCCGAGGGUAUCCCCGACGGCUGGAUGGGUCUCGACUGCGGCGACGAAUCAGUCAAGCUGUACAAGGCCGCCAUCGACGAGGCCCAAACCAUACUCUGGAACGGGCCGGCGGGCGUCUUUGAGUUUGACAAGUUUGCCAAUGGCACCAAGGCGACGCUUGACGCGGCAGUUGCGGCUGCGCAGAGCGGCAAGAUUGUCAUCAUUGGCGGCGGUGACACGGCUACGGUUGCGGCCAAGUACGGCGUCGAGGACAAGCUCAGCCAUGUGUCGACGGGCGGUGGUGCUAGCUUGGAGCUACUUGAGGGCAAGGCGCUGCCGGGUGUUGUCGCACUGAGCGAGCGCAAGUAGGUAAUGUUGUUAGAAGGAG